CCCGGCCCCUCUGGGCAGCCGCGGGCGGGUAGAGGUGCGCGCUUGGGACAUGAACAUGAACUUCCCGUACCUCUGGCUAGAGCUGUUGCUGCCUUUGGUAGCUGCGCUGGAUUUCAACUACCACCACCAGGAAGGGAUGGAAGCGUUUUUGAAGACUGUUGCCCAAAACUACAGUUCUAUCACUCACUUACACAGUAUUGGGAAAUCUGUGAAAGGUAGAAACCUGUGGGUUCUUGUUGUGGGGCGGUUUCCAAAGGAACACAGAAUUGGGAUUCCGGAGUUCAAAUACGUGGCAAAUAUGCAUGGAGAUGAGACUGUUGGGCGGGAGCUGCUGCUCCAUCUGAUUGACUAUCUUGUAACCAAUGAUGGCAAAGACCCUGAAAUCACAAAUCUGAUCAAUAGUACCCGGAUACACAUCAUGCCUUCCAUGAACCCAGAUGGAUUCGAAGCCGUCAAAAAGCCUGACUGUUACUACAGCAUCGGAAGGGAAAAUUAUAACCGGUAUGACUUGAAUCGAAAUUUCCCUGAUGCUUUUGAAUAUAAUAAUGUCUCAAGGCAACCUGAAACGUUGGCAGUCAUGAAGUGGCUGAAAACAGAGACGUUUGUCCUCUCUGCAAACCUCCAUGGUGGUGCCCUUGUGGCCAGUUACCCGUUUGACAAUGGUGUUCAAGCAACUGGGGCAUUAUCCUCCCGCAGCUUAACUCCUGAUGAUGAUGUUUUUCAAUAUCUUGCACAUACCUAUGCUUCAAGAAAUCCCAACAUGAAGAAAGGAGAUGAGUGUAAAAACAAAAUGAACUUUCCUAAUGGUGUUACAAAUGGAUACUCUUGGUAUCCACUCCAAGGUGGAAUGCAAGAUUACAACUACAUCUGGGCCCAGUGUUUUGAAAUUACGUUGGAGCUGUCAUGCUGUAAAUAUCCUCGUGAGGAGAAGCUUCCAUCCUUUUGGAAUAAUAACAAAGCCUCAUUAAUUGAAUAUAUAAAGCAGGUGCACCUAGGUGUAAAGGGUCAAGUUUUUGAUCAGAAUGGAAAUCCAUUACCCAAUGUAAUUGUGGAAGUCCAAGACAGAAAACAUAUCUGCCCCUAUAGAACCAACAAAUAUGGAGAGUAUUAUCUCCUGCUCUUGCCUGGGUCCUAUAUAAUAAAUGUUACAGUCCCUGGACGUGAUCCACACCUCACAAAGGUGAUUAUUCCAGAGAAAUCGCAGAACUUCAGUGCUCUUAAAAAGGAUAUUCUACUUCCAUUCCAAGGGCAAUUGGAUUCUAUCCCAGUAUCAAAUCCUUCAUGCCCAAUGAUUCCUCUGUACAUAAAUUCGCCAAGCCACUCACCGGCAACAAAGCCUAGUUUGUUCUUAUUUUUAGUGACUCUUUUGCACAUAUUCUUCAAAUAAAGUAAAAUGUGAAACUCAACCCACAUCACCACCUGGAAUCAGGGAUUGCUCACUCCAGGUUACUGCAACCCCAGCUCACUCUAGUGGGACCUUGACUGGAGAAACUCCACGAUCUUCCUGAAGAAGAGAAAUGGAUGUUUCCAAAUUCCAUAGUAAGCAAUAUGUGGUGAUAAUGAAAGGAAUGAUUCAGUCUUGAUGAUGAAUGGAACACACUUACCUAACAAGUACUGCUCAUUUACACUCAAAUUAAUCUUGAAGUAGUCUUGAAAUUUGUAAAAAAAAAAAAAACUUGAGAAGCAAAAAAGUACCUGCAAAAAGAAGAUCAUUUCGUAUACAGAGAACCUGAUGAAUAUAAGCAAUGAAGAUGAACAUUUAUUGAUCUUCUACAUACAAGACGUCACCAUGAGGCCAGGUGCAGCGGCUCACGCCUUUAAUCCUAGCACUUUGGGAGGCCAAGGUGGGCGGUUCACCCUGAGUCAGGAGUUCAAAACCAGCCUGACCAACAGGGUGAAACCCCGUCUCUACUAAAUAUUAGCGGGGCGUGGUGGCAGGCACCUGUAAUCCCAGCCUCUCAGGAGGCUGAGACAGGAGAAUCGCUUGAACCCUGGAGGCGGAGGUUGCAGUGAGCCAAGAUAGCGCUACUGUACUCCAGCCUGGGUGACAGAGUGAGACUCUGUCUCAAACAAAACAAAACAAAACAAAAAAACACCUCACCAUGAGUGUGAAGAGAUACUAAGUGCCAUAUAUAAUUAGUUCUCGGAAAAGGGAGAAAUGAUCAUAGGACUGGGAAUUGUUUUGCAAAUGUUCUAGGAGAAGUGAGAGAAAAUACUUAACCAUGUCUCAGUGGCCCAAGAAAAUACUGGCCUGAAGGGAUAAGAAUGUGUCUCUCUAUAGAGCCUCAAAGCAUACAGGUCAAUUAAGUAAGAUCCUCGCCCUCCAGAGCCAAGUGUCCCUAGCUUUUGGCACCUGGAUGCCACAGCCCUCUGUUAGGGUGAUGACUCCAAAGGUGUAACUCUAGCCUCUUGCCUGAGCUUCAGGCUCAUGUCCCACUGCCGACUGGACACAUCCACCUGGAUGUGACUCACAGGUACCUCAAACCCAUCAUGUGGAGUUACUCAUCCUGUUCCCCCUAGAGCUGCUCUUCCUGCUGCAUUCUCUCUCUCAGUUACUAGGACCACCAAGCUAGGAACCUAGGAGUCAUCCUUGAUACUUUCUCUUCCUCUUCAAUCCUGUGUAUUCAGCAAGUAACUAAAAGUUGGUGUUGGCCGGGCACGGUGGCUCACGCCUGUAAUCCCAGCACUUUGGGAGGCCGAGGCGGGCGGAUCACUUGAGGUCAGGAGCUCAAGACCAGCCUGGCCAACAUGGCCAUCUCUACUGAAAAAAAAAAAAAAUACAAAAAUUAGUCGCGUGUGGUGGCACAUGCCUAUAAUCGCAGCUAAUGGGGAGGCUGAGGCAGGAGAAUCGCUUGAACGCAGGAGGCAGAGGUUGCAGUGAGCCAGGAUUGCGCCAUUGUACUCCAGCCUGGGCAAAGAAGCAAGAUUCUGUCUCAAAAAAACAAACAAACAAACAAAAAGAUUGGUGUUAAUUAUAAAUAUUGACGAAUUCUGCUCUCUGCUCUCCAUGGUUGUCAACACUGCAAAGUUGAGACCUCAUAUCUCACCCACACUGCUGCAACAGCUUUACUGGUCCCUUGCUCCCAGCCUUCUCCUCCUCGGUCCAUCCUCCACGCAGCACUGGGGAAGGGGAGCCACUUGAAACAAAAGUCAGCAACUGGUUGUAGUUCAUGAACACAGAGCUGUUUGUGUCCCCUGUAUCUGGAAUGCCAUUAUGACUCAACACGUUUUUUCUUUCCUACUCCCCUUAAAACUCAGUUCAGGUAGCAGCUGCACUAGGAAGCCUUGGCUGACCAUAAUCCCAUUCAAUUCCAUUCCACCUCUUCGCAGGCAGUCUGGGGUUAGGGACCCUUCCUCUUUGCUCCCCAAAAUAAACUGGUUAUCUCUA
Rhinopithecus roxellana (golden snub-nosed monkey) is the source of this 3388-nucleotide messenger RNA. RefSeq names its product carboxypeptidase M (gene CPM). Gene Ontology annotation, biological process: proteolysis. The transcript has 9 exons. Bases 50 to 1387 code for a protein of 445 amino acids. Gene Ontology annotation, cellular component: cell surface. NCBI's taxonomy places the organism in Eukaryota, Metazoa, Chordata, Mammalia, Primates, Cercopithecidae. The record is from RefSeq and is a predicted model, not a curated record. Gene Ontology annotation, molecular function: metallocarboxypeptidase activity; zinc ion binding.